CUAUGCUCAAUUAUAAGGGUCUUUCAGGGUCUUCUAAGAAAAGCCCUAUGGGGUUAGCUUUGCCAAUAUCGACGUCAUAUUGAACUGAUCAAGAUUUAUAUAUACCUAGAUAGAGAUCAACUACGGUUUUUAAACGGAUAGAUUCCCGAAUCAUUGAUUACUACUAGACGAUUGGCUCGUUAUUACCGACUCUCAACAUCGAUAAUUGAUAUCGCCUACACAUUUCUCCAUUACGUUGUACCAAUACGGGAGACGACAAAAUAUCGAAGAUGGGUGAGAGACAGGAUAUUGAAUCGAAGCCUCCUUGUCAUGCUAGAGCAUGUGCCAUUCAAGAUUGCCUAGGAAAGAAUGGUUAUAAUGAAGAGAAAUGCUCGGAUUUCAUCGAUGCGUUAUACGACUGCUGUGACGCAUUUUACCAAAAAUACGGUGAUAAAGCAUCUAGCCCUAGUUGUCCGAAAGCUAGCCUGCUACGAUUGAAACUGAAGCAACGGCAGGAGGAAAAGAACAAAGGAAAGGGCACGAGUUGAAAAUGCUCCAUGAUUCAUCCUGCGCUAUGAAUCUGACUUGUUUGAUUUCCCCCGUAUAUAAUUGAUCCUAUUGUAUAUCUGGGGAUUGGCGCCUGCAGUUUUGCGUGGACGAGCGUGGCAUGUUCUACAUCUCCUUCUGUGCGUUGGUCUGAAUAAAGAGGUCAGGCAACAAUUACGGAGAGCAGAAAUCGUUCUAGGCGAUCAUUGAGCGCGCAAGAGAUCCGCAUGGGAUCUGGACAAGCAUUGAAAGCAAUAUGUGGCUUGUCCCGAGACUCUAAUAUGAAUGCCGAUGACAUUGAAGAAAGAAAGAAAGGAAAAUAGAAAAAUUUUGGCUCAGAAA
Hypoxylon trugodes is the source of this 867-nucleotide messenger RNA. Its product is annotated as DUF1903-domain-containing protein. Gene Ontology annotation, cellular component: mitochondrial intermembrane space. The record is from RefSeq and is a predicted model, not a curated record. Bases 270 to 527 code for a protein of 85 amino acids. The transcript is spliced from 4 exons. NCBI's taxonomy places the organism in Eukaryota, Fungi, Ascomycota, Sordariomycetes, Xylariales, Hypoxylaceae.